AGCCUCCUUAGAUACAAUGGAGAGGCCUUCCUUGGAAAUUAACCUGCCUGAUACGCAUGAAGAAGGAAAGCUUUAUGUAGUUGAUUCCUUAAACAACCUAAACAAGCUAAACGUUUGUCCAGAUGAAUCCCAGCAUUCACUAGAUGAGGAGGAGAACGCUGGUGGCACUGGAGAAAACAUGGCAGGGAGCAACACAGGAAAUCAGUGUUUGUUCUUCAUCACUUUUAUUCUUACUUUGAUCAUCAGUUUGGCACUUGUUUCAUUUGUAAUAUUCUUAAUAAUUCAAACUAGAAACAAGAUGGACCAAAUAUCAAGCAGACUACUAUCUGAAAAGAAGAACAUAGAAGAGCUGAAGAAAAUUAACAAUAUUUUAUUAAAGCAUCUAAAUCAAUCAGGAAUUAAGGAUAAGUCUUCUGAUCUUCAUGAUUACCUAUUAACCCACGCUGAACUCAAAGUCCCUGGAGAAUAGAUUUUCUUUGGAAUGAAAUUUAACAUAUUCAUGACUCAGAUAUUUUUACGUAUGUCACACAGGUUGCUUAAACAUUCUGAUAUGGUCACCGGAGCAUUGGAAAAGCCAACUGAAUGAAAAAUAUUAGAAAAUAAUAUUUUAUCCUGGUUUAUUUGGACGUAGAUUUUUAAAACUAAGCCCAUAGGAGUCACAAUAAACAACAGAUUGUCAACAAUUUGGGGCAAGAGUUCUGGAUUCCUCGCGUAUUGUAAAUUGCAGGGGUAAGGGCCUAGUUUUACUUUAAAUGUAAGUGAAUGA
Messenger RNA from Pipra filicauda (Wire-tailed manakin), 766 nucleotides. RefSeq names its product leucine rich single-pass membrane protein 1 (gene LSMEM1). The transcript has 4 exons. Lineage: Eukaryota; Metazoa; Chordata; Aves; Passeriformes; Pipridae. The record is from RefSeq and is a predicted model, not a curated record. The coding region runs from base 17 to 469 and encodes 150 amino acids.